AUGCUCUCCAAUAGCUUUACUCGAGAAGUGCGAAACCCUUCACACCCCGCGCUUGGGGAAUAUUCCAUAGCCAGACCGACAGCUAACCAGGUCUUUCGCGCAGAAAGCAACAUUCACGAUGAGAUGCAAAAACUUAUUCAUGAAUUCUUCGUCCACCACCUCUCCCUCAAAUCCGAAGAUGCCCACAUGCUACAUAUGAAAUACUACAAGGAGUAUGGUCUCGCUAUCGAAGGGCUCACGCGCCACCACAAAAUCGACCCACUCGAGUUCAACCGACAAGUCGACGAUGCUCUACCACUGGACCGGAUCCUCAAGCCGGACCUCAAGCUGCGGAAGCUGCUAGAAGACAUUGACCGGGACAAAGUGAAACUAUGGCUUCUGACAAAUGCAUACGUCAACCACGGCAAGCGAGUGGUGAAGCUGCUGCAGGUGGAUGAUCUUUUUGAGGGCAUCACGUACUGUGAUUAUGCGCAGCCGCCACUCAUCUGCAAGCCGUCGCAGGCGAUGUACGAUAAGGCGGAGAAAGAUGCCGGUGCUUCGGGUAAUAAGAUGAUUUAUUUUGUUGAUGAUUCUGGGCUGAACUGCAGACACGCCGCGACCCGUGGUUGGCAGGUUGCUCACCUUGUUGAGCCCGAGCUCCGUGCGCCCAAAGUCCCGGUCUCCCAAUACCAGAUCCGGGACUUGGAAGAGUUACGAACAUGCUUCCCUGACCUAUUCAAGAAGUCAUAA
This is a messenger RNA of Aspergillus puulaauensis, 729 nucleotides long. Its product is annotated as putative pyrimidine 5'-nucleotidase. The record is from RefSeq and is a predicted model, not a curated record. Gene Ontology annotation, molecular function: nucleotidase activity. NCBI's taxonomy places the organism in Eukaryota, Fungi, Ascomycota, Eurotiomycetes, Eurotiales, Aspergillaceae. Gene Ontology annotation, biological process: pyrimidine nucleobase metabolic process; nucleotide catabolic process. The coding region runs from base 1 to 729 and encodes 242 amino acids. The transcript has 3 exons.